Molecule: messenger RNA, 599 nt
Organism: Histoplasma capsulatum G186AR
Lineage: Eukaryota; Fungi; Ascomycota; Eurotiomycetes; Onygenales; Ajellomycetaceae
Exons: 2
Coding region: 321-599 (92 amino acids)
Source: RefSeq, a predicted model, not a curated record
AUGUCCGAAGACAAAAUAUAACAAGAAAUAAAAGUCCUUGGAAAAACUUCUUCCUUUCGCUCGUUGUUGAUGAGUCUUGGUCAACUAUCAAUCCCUCCCUAAUUGUUCCAACUCUUCCUCGAAGAAAAUUAUACGAGAGUUUUCCCAAGAAUCUCCCGAAACCCCGGCUUCAACUCUUCCCAACCACGCAGCCCAAGUCGCCUUUUCUUCAACAGAGGCGACGCCUAUCUUAUAUCUCACGGCAUUGUGUAUGUUUGUGUGUCUUUUCUACGGUCCCUUUGUUAAAACCUCUGCCAGUGUCAAUGCCUUCAAUACGAGCGAUGUCUCCUUUUUUCCGCCGUACCCUCUCCUCACCUCUCAUCCGCCCAUCGCAGCGCAUGCCCUUUUCAACAACCAGCCGACUGCUGAAUAGCAGCACUAGUGCAGAGUCAGGAGCUUUACCGGUACAAAAACCUGUAGGAGCUUUCAGAGGAGGACUAUUCGGCUUCCUCUUUGGCACUGCGGUAGCGGGCACGUCGGUUUAUUACUAUAUUCUGGAUGAAUAUAGAGUGUCGAAUGAGAUGUUGACGGAAGACAUCUACGUACGUUACUGCAUUUGA